Molecule: messenger RNA, 12245 nt
Organism: Mizuhopecten yessoensis (Yesso scallop)
Lineage: Eukaryota; Metazoa; Mollusca; Bivalvia; Pectinida; Pectinidae
Product: non-canonical poly(A) RNA polymerase PAPD7-like
Exons: 11
Coding region: 114-2345 (743 amino acids)
Biological process (GO): RNA 3'-end processing
Cellular component (GO): TRAMP complex; nucleolus
Molecular function (GO): mRNA binding; poly(A) RNA polymerase activity
Source: RefSeq, a predicted model, not a curated record
GCAGCCAUCCUCUGCAAAUUCGAAAAAAGUGACAGCCGCUUCGGUAAAGUAAGUUUUCCUGACGAAUUAACGGCACGAACGAAUGACUUGAAUAUUUCAUUCAAAUUGACUAUAUGGAUCCAAGAAUUGCUUGGUAUCCGCCGGAACAGUUAGGAGUUGCUCAUGAUGUGUGGACAAGGAUAAUUGAGGCUCAGAUAGGCGUUGAUAACAUGUCUCUCAAUAACUCUAACCCUAACUUGGAUCAUAAGCCUGCCGAGUUUAUUCCUCUUGAUAUAACGAACAAUUUUGACCAUAAGUCUGCUCCGACGAAUCGACAGAAUAGUAUCCAUAAUCAGGAAAACAGUUUCAAACGAAAAAGAGACAAUCGUGCCAGUACAUACGGUUUGAACCAUUCGUCGUACAAGCAUUUAUUAAAGGAAGAUGGCGGCCUCACCCCUUGGAAGCCCAAGAAAAAGAAAUAUCAACCAGAUGUCAUUGGUCUGCAUGAGGAAAUCAAGGAUUUCUUCAUGUACAUGUCUCCAACACAAGAGGAAGCCAACAUGAGGGCAGAGGUCGUACAGAGGAUACGGUCGGUGGUCAAGGACCUCUGGAAAGAUGCUUCGGUUGAAAUUUUUGGCAGCUUCAAAACGGGCUUAUACCUACCCACAAGUGAUAUAGAUCUGGUUGUGUUUGGGAAGUGGAAAUCUCCUCCUCUGUUCAUGCUACAGAAAGCACUCCUUGACAAGGGCUACACUGAUCACGCCUCGAUCAAGGUGUUGGACAAGGCUUCCGUCCCUAUAGUCAAACUCACAGACCUGCAGACCGACAUCAAGGUGGAUAUCAGCUUUAAUACCAAGAACUCGGUGGAAAGUGCUACACUGAUCAAGAACUUCAUGGAGCAGUUCCCAAACCUGAAGUACCUGGUGUUGGUGUUGAAGCAGUUCCUUUUACAGCGGGACCUCAACGAGGUGUUUACUGGUGGUAUUAGUUCCUACAGCCUCAUCUACCUGACUGUCAGCUUCCUCCAGCUUCAUCCCCGCUACGAUGCCACAAGUCCAGAAGCAAAUCUCGGAGUACUGCUGAUAGAAUUCUUCGAACUUUAUGGAAGGAACUUCAACUACAUCAACACCGGCAUACGCAUCAAGAAGGGUGGAGCCUACAUCAGGAAGGAGGAGAUACAGAAGAGCAUGGAUAGCGGCUACAGGCCAUCCCUUCUUUGUAUAGAGGAUCCCCUCACAGAGGGUAACGACAUUGGUCGUAGUUCGUAUGGUGCUAUGAAAGUCAAACAGUCAUUUGAGUAUGCCUACCUAGUCAUGACGUACACUGUGAUGCCACAGAACAGCCACAUACUCCGACCAAAUCACAGUAUACUGGGUAGGAUAGUUCGAGUAACCGAUGAGGUGGUAGACUAUCGAAAGUGGAUCAAGGACACCUUCCCCAUCUUCAUCGCUAACAACCCCAUGAUACAGCCUAGCCCUGACAACCGCAGCUGUAACAGCGACUCGAAAAACAACAAUACUAGCAAUAACCUGAACAACAACAACAACACAACACGCAGCUAUGCUAGCGUGGCCAACAGCAGUCCAAAACAUGGCACAGAGGCUGGAGAUGUAAAAAACAGACAAGGCAAUGGUAGUGUGAAGGUCUCCGAAGGUCCUAUGGAAUCUAUUGAGCAGUCGGACUCUAGCUCGCCCUACCAGUCCUCUUCUACCUCCUCCCCCAACAACAGUUGUAGUUCCAGCCUCACCAGUGACACAGACUCCGAGCCCGACCCUCAGCAUCAGCAAGAACCAGUCAAGAACACAACAGUCCAGCCCACCACCACCACCACGACUACCACCACCAAGUCCAGUCCCCGCUCCGCCACCGUCGCCACCCGUGAGUUUGUGCGAAGUCGAGACUACAGUAAGCAGCAUGGUGGCGGUCCAAGCAAGUCGCGGGAUGCCAGCUCUAGCAGUGUGUCGUCCACACGUUCCAACAACAGUUCCUAUACUCCACGGGGCACACCCAGUAAUACACCAGCUACGGUGCCCAAUCAUGAACACUCGGUGGUGGAGGCCGUACCAAAGUAUGCACCCCAAAACACCGCUGGCCCGGCGGGUCACACAGGACAUUCUAGUCAGUCUGGUUCCCAGGGUGGCGGCCCUGGGGGUAAAGGGAACCGCUAUCCCCCCGGGGGACACCAGGGCAGCAAGGUGUACUGCCGAUCUCAAGGCAAGCGCCGCAAAAACAGUGUCGGUGGCGGCAGUGUAGGACAAGGUCAGGGUUCACACACGUUACAUUCAGGUGGCCCUAGUAACAAUUACAACAGAGGAGGCAGUGGCCGUAGAGAUUUCAACCAAAAUAACACCAACAGUGCCAGGUAACGCUGGCCUUCUCGAGAGUGAGUGCAUGAAGAGUAUAGACUAGCGACAGAAUUUUCGCGUGUGAAAAUGUGCUAGUAUAUAUAUUAUAGGUAUAUCUACGUUUGGAUGAUUCAUGUUGAUGAAAGUGUUUGCGUGCGAGAAACAAAAGUUGUGUGCACAGGAGAAAAUACAUGGAGUUCACUCAAACUGAAAACUCCUGAACUAUUUCUUCAUGUGUAUUUCACAGAACCAUGUGAUAUCUGCGACAGACAUUGUGAUAUCUGUACAUAAUCAACUGACAUUUUCUCUCAAUCCCGUCUACAUGUGAGUGAGCGAAUGUACCGACCAGGCCUGGUUGUCUGCAUUGUCCCAAACAAUCUACAACCCUAAACUAACCCCUAAACUAAGUGCCACAGUUUUUAGGCUGUUGACAACUUUUGGGUUUGGACGCAGGAUCCAGUUCUCUUUGACUGCCGUGAGUUUAGAUGUGGGAUCCAUUUUUAACUCCACCGUGAUCGUGGAUGAAGGAGCAAAAACCGUGGGAUCCAGUUCUAGGUGAAUGCUGUGAGCAGAGAUGCAGGAUAACGGUCUCCCGAGUGUUGCGAUCAUAGACGUGAGAUCCCGGUUUCCAUGAAGGAUCCCGUGCAGAUGCAUUUGUAAAUAUGAAAGCAAAACUGUCGCACGAGUUGUGUUCAUCAGAUUCAAAUGACAACACUUGAGAAAUCCACGUGUUCGUUAGAUGGUGUAGAGUAGCGAGUGUUCACGAUCUGUCCUCAUCCUAGACUGGGGAAGGUUUCGCCACAGUGCAAUGUUUUUGAAGAAAAAUAUCAAAAUGAAAAAAAUGGCUCUGUGCUAUUGUCACAGAUUUUGCAAAAAAAAAACCACCCAAAAAAACAAGAACAACAUAAGCAAGUGAAGACAAUACAUUUUAUUUAUGCAUAUCCUGUAUCCCGAGUAAUUGAUCAUUAAUGGCAGCAUAUUAAAGACGUCGUACUCCGUAAGUCGUGGCAUAAGUGGGGGAGAGAAAGUAUUCUAAAUUAUCAUUAUCAGACUGUUGAACAGCAAUGUUGAUUGAAUGAGGUACUGGUUAAUUGCGUACCAGAAUAUAUAUUGGUGUGGAGCCAGGUUUGGGUGAUUUCCUAGACCACUUGUGUACAUGUAGAAGAGUGUUGCUGAGAAAGUCUUGGACACUGUGAAGAACUUGCGUUUUGCAGAGGUUCUCAUUUCGUUGUAUUAGCAGCUUAGAAAAUUUGUGUGGAUUGUGAAUGCUGUAUCAAGAAGAAAAUCACGAAAGUUUGACUGCCAAAUUUAAGCAAUGUACAGUAUAAAGAUAAAAGCUCAUGUGAAAUAUUGAGCCAAGUACUUGCAGCAUAGAUGAAGAUGCUGGUUUUUUUUUCCCCUUAACCCAUUCACCCCUGAAAUUUCGUAAUGAACUAAACCAACCUUUAAAUUGGAAGAGUUCAAAUGUGUCUUCAGGGGUGAAUGUGUUUAAGUAGCUAUAAUUUUGUAUAUUUAGACAGAAAUCAUGAAUCAUGUAUAUUUUUAAUGCUUCUGUUUAAAAAUCCAGUAAUUUUAGCUAAAGUUUGUCAACACCAGUUUUAUGUCUUUCUGCAAAUUUUGAAAUCUGUUAUAUAUACCAAUUGAUCAUUAUGUAUUCAAUGUACUGUAGCCAUUGUUUAAAUUCAAGAUUAUUUUUUUCCCCCAAAGCCGACUCAAUCUGGAAAACAUUGAGUAAAUUUAUCUUUUGUUUUAUACAUAAUUUUAAAUAUUUUUAUAUUUUGAAUGCGGAAAUUUUACACAUGAUUCUGGAAUUUUGGAUCUCCAAAAAAUGAAUUCAUUUAUGUACAGUUUAUCCCAAGUUGUGAAUUCAUUCCAAGUUAAUUCAUGUAAAUAAGCAGGAUACUAUUUUGUCAAAAUGAUUAAGGCAUUAAGUUUAAGAUUUAAUAUGUUGUUCUACUUGAAAAUAAGGUUUUUGAUGAAAGAUCUAGAGAGAAAAAAGGUUACCGGACUAGCGACACCUUUUUGUACCCCCAAAAAAAAAAAAAUCACAAAAAAGAAAAAUGGCAAAAAAUGUUGAAAAUAUUUAAAUACAGAUUUUUUUGAUUUUUUUUUACAGAAUAUCUCUAUCAACAUGUACAUGUAUCAGUAUGUUAAUGGGAAAAGUUGUGUAAUUGAGGAAACAAUUAAAGAUUGGUCUAGCAUGUAAAUACACAAUUAGAUUUGGAAAUGCAUUAGACUUGAUUCAUGUAUUGUUUUUAAAUAAAAUUCAUGAAAGUUUGUAGGGAAAUUGUAUUUCCUUUUGAUUCAAACUUGUUUAGAUUCAGAUGGAAAAACUUUUUUUAAGACAAGGAUCUCAUUGUAUAGGAACACGCGGUAGUGUUUUGAUGUCUCCAUAAUAUAAAUUGUAUAAGUCUAUAUAUAUAUAUAUAUCAUAUCUGAUCUCCAGCCAGACAAAAAAAGAUUGUGCAAUUCAAUUAUAUAUCAUCUGUGAGUGUUAUAUGACAUGAAAAUCACUGAUAUUAAAAAAAAAGGAAGAUAUUUGUAUACCAUAAAUCAAUCUACAGUUUUGACAUGCUUUGUUGUUUCGUAAUAUUGCAGGUGAGGCAAGGAUACCUGUAUGUAUCUGAAUGUGGCGUGUGAUUAUAAUUACCUGAAUGAAUGAUCGAAAAGAAAUUGCGCAAUAAUGCAUUUUGGGAAUGAAAUAUUAGCAGUGUAUGUCUAACAAGAUCGUUUAAUUAUGCAGUUACCUAUCAGUGGAAAUAGUCAUCGGAAAGAAGCAUUCUUAUAUUAUUUAUUUUAAUUGAUUCAUUUAUUAACAGACCUUGCCGUUGUCAAAAUAUGUUUUAAAAUCUAAAAGAAGGGCUUUGGUGAAAAUAGGCCAAAUGUAAAAUUAAAUCUAUGUGAAUAUUGAUUAAUGAAAGAAACGUUAUGUAUCAAACAUUUGAAAGCAAAGUCAAAUUGAAAAUGGUAUUUUUCUGUUUUCAAUAGCUCUGUAUUCUUGCGUGUCUCAAGCUCCAUCAGUGUACUUGUUACCAGCCUAGUAUUAUAACGGUGCCAAUUAGUGUAUAUAUAAACUCAUUGUGUUAAUUUGGGCUGACGAUUGGUUGAUAUGUUCCAUUUGCAUUGUGUUGCCAAUUUAUCCAAGGCCAAAGCGAAACAUUGGAAAUUAUUACACCUGGGAGGGGGUAGGGGGGGAUGGAGACAAAAGCAGUUGUCUUUUAAAACAUAACUUGUCUGACUAAUAUGCAGACAAUAUAUUUAUAUAUAAUAUUUGUGUUGUGUUCAAUAUGUAUUCAAGGCCAAAGUGAAAUAAUGAAAAUUAUAAAAAGUGGGGAGAAAAAUUUAAAUAAAACAGUUGUAUCUUAAAACGUGGCUGGUCGGUAGUAGAUCCUAUAUGUUUCGGCUAAUUAGACAGCUGUUUGGUGAAUAAUGAUGGUCAGUGAAGUGUACAAUUUUUGUGAUAUAAUUAUUAAUACUUCAUGAUAAUGUUGAUGCCUUCUGUUUUUGUUUACAACAAAAAAAAAAUCUGUUGAUACUUUGUGAUGAAUUGUUGUUAUGACAUCAUGUUGCCCCCCCCAUUUAUUGUGUUCGUAUUUAAUUCUGUCGCAGACUACAUUGAUAAUAGUAGUUGUAUGGUUACGGCCAAGUCGUUAUACAGCCUUAUUGUAUGCAUGUGAAGUGUAUUUAGUAAGAGUUUUAUUGCAAGUCAAAUAUUACUGGCACUCCAAAAGUUUUCUUUUCAAAUGUAUGAUGAGCAUCAAUACUAGUGUAAAUUGUAUCGCUGUAUGGUUUUCAUUUAAUUUGCAGCCAGUAUUUCUCUGUUCGGUUCAAAGAAAGCCAAGUAGACAAAUUGUCAUUUUUUUUAAAUGCGUGUUGCAAUAAAUAGUACGGAGAUCACAUGGGUAAAUCACAUUCCAUUUAAGGGUCACAGUGACCUAUAUUUUGAAAGUUGCAUGUGUAAAUGAUGUGUAGUUGAAUAUUACAUUUUUUUUCUGGUCAGUCUGUCUUAUCGACACACGUCUGUUUCUGCGUCUUCAUGGAGUAGACUACUGUAUAACGUUUUUAUUGUACAUGAUACUCAAAAAAAGGUCAAAUUCAAAACAUUUUCUAAAAAUAACCAUGAUAUGUAUGAAUAUUUUGAAUAUUGUGAACUUGCAAGUCAUAUAUACUCGAUCUUUUAAGAAAAGACUAGCAUGUUAUGCUUAGGUUCUGGUUAGUAGUUCUAAGUGGUUAAGGUCAUUACAGCAAUAACGCCAAAUGUUUUGCAGAUCACUGGUUGUUUCCCUUGGUGAGCAUUGGCGCUGAAGUCAAAUUCAAGGGAGGUAAUGCUGUCCAGAAUAUUUUUCUUUUCAAUAGUGCUGUAAUACUUGUUACUUGUGCCAUUGGUGAUCUGAUAAACAUAUUUUAUAACACGGGGUUGAACAGAUCUUUUCCCUCUCUGACUUCUGGAUUGAAAUAAAUUUGAAAUAAAAUUUAUGUUAGGUUACAACAAUUAUGAAACAAGUUAUUUCAACUUAUAUUCAUAACUCUUGUUGGCCCAGACGUUGGCGCACGGGGGGUCUCAAUGUUGGAGGAAACGAGUGUACCCGGAGAAGACCCACGUGGUUGGGAAGGUGACCGGCACCCUACAUUUCCUUGUCUGAUCAGAGAAUUGAACACCGGCUGCCUUGGUGAAACUUGGUGCACUAUCCACUGCGCCACUCCAAAUUUUGAAUUUCCAGAUCACCGUGAAUAAGGCUGCCUUAUGCUUUGCUUUUUUUAUUGUACUGACUUAAUUUGUUUCUCAGGGAACGUCUAUAUGAAAUAGUUGUCAUCAAAGAAAAUAACCCCUGUAUAAAUAUUCUAUACAACUUUGCAGCGGGCAUUUUCCAUUUAGUCUAAUACUGUCUACUUUGUCAAACUCAAGUCCAUGUUGAUAACACAAUAUUUUAAGUGCUAUAUAAAGAUAUACUAGGUGCUCUUCAAAUUUGUAAGCUUUAAGUAAAUAUGUUGUGUAAGUUCGAGGGUGAAUUUAAGUUCUGUAAGUUCUGCAAGGCAUUGCAUAUAUAUAAAGGCAAUGCAUACGAGAUUUAUGUAAAACUGUCGCUUUUACCGAUAAACUAGAUUGAAUUUAGUGCAUAAGCUUGUUGAAUAGAAACUCUUUACACCUGUGACGAAGUGGUCCCUUGAUUUAUAUAGUAUGAGAUAAUCUGAUUUGUUUUUACUAAAUAUCACAAAACACUUCUUAAAUCCUGCUGUUUAAGUAAUGUGCAUUAUGAGAGAAAAAAAUAAUGAGCACAGAGGAAACAUCAGCAAUCUUUUCGUUUUAAGCGUGGAAUGGAGAGGUCUUCACCUCAUCAACAAUUUUAUUUUUUCGUCAACGAUUUGGCAAGCUACGUCUUCGACAGAAAAGAAUUAAGACCCGUGCAGUUGAUAUUUCUCUGGCUAACCAGUCCUAGUAAAUUCCAGCAAGUAUUUUAAAUUAAUUUGUGGCAAAGAUAUAUGUAUAGUUCAAUAGAUAAAACAAUGUUGAUUUAAUGAAUUAAACCAAAACUCUUGGUUACCUUUUUUUUUAGCAGAUUUGUAUACAGCAAGAAAUUUAACUUUUACAAAAAAAACACCACUUACAGUUUAUUUCCAUUGGCAGAUUUUCUUUACAUGUUUUUUCAUCUGUAGGAGGUCAGAUUUGUGCACAAAUUUAGAAUUCUAUUGUAAUUAGAAAUAUCGAGGCUUGUAAUGGCCGUUCAGUCCCAUUUGGUAUCGUAGUGAUAUAUUUGUAGACAGUUGCAUUUAACAUCUGUGUAGACCAGUAAAACUGGAAAGUGAAAGUAACGGUUGUUGGUUACCUCUUAAAAAGUAAUGGAUUUUGAAUAUUAUUUUCUUUUACAUAAUUUGUUCAGUUUGUGUCCCAAUGAAUCUACCAACAAGAGCAGUAUACGAUGUAAUAGAAUGCUAAGAUCUUUCUCUCCACAAACAUACAAAUUAGUUAAAACACUCCCCGACUGAAUGUGUUUAAGAUUAAAAUUUGGCUGUUUCUUUUCUUGAGAAGAUUGGUAGGCAUACUAUUGGUUUGAAUAAUUGAUUGGUGGGGGAAACUACAUCAAUGGAAAAAUGAGUGUUUUGAGUGAUAUUACAUUGCUAAAGGAAUCAUUUGUACAAUCUAGACAUACCUUAUAUAUGAUACAUUGUGUCUCUGCAGAAAUCCUAUUUUUGCUCGGUGUUUAUCCCUAAUUGUGCCUCCCCGGGCCCUGGUUCGCAAACUUUCCUGAAAUUUUAGCACACGAAAAAAAGAUUUCAGAUAUCAGGGCUGUGAUUCUACCAAAUCUAUUUUCUUUGCCAUUUAUUGUAAAAGGCUUCUACUUAAUGUGUGAGUAUGAGUAUGAGUGAUGGCCAAACCAGUUGUCAAGGCAACAGUAAACAGUCGGUUACCAGGGCCUCUUUUUUUUCUGCCUGAGGCACUGUAAAAGUAAUAUUGGAGUUAAAAAAUCACAUCUGUGUUUGGCAGACUUUCUUUCAAAUGUAAUUCACGGUAGUAGAUCAAUCUUGUAGAUCAUUGAAAUGUUAUGGUAAAUGUGGGAAGGUUAAACAACUUUGUCCCUUAAUUUGUGAAGAUUUGUGGAAAAAAACCUAAAAAAAACUGGGAAAUUAUUUUUAUAUUACCAACCAUUUUUUUUAUUUGAUUUGAAGUUGUUAAAAUGUAUCGUAAAAUGAGCCCUUCAUUAUACUGAUUGUCUUGUUGUCAGAGGUCAACUGUUUCUAUUGCCAUCAGGGCUCAAAAGUGUCCAGACCUUGGGAGGUGAGCUAGGUCCAACAGAUAAUACCUGUUCUAUGUGACUGAGGUCAAUAUAGCAUCGGCCAGGUUUGAUUCGGAGCUCAUCUUGAUCAAUCAAAGGGACUGCGUAUGAUUAGUCCCUGGAUUCUAUGCAGAAGUUGUGAUCGCACAUCGGUUUUCCGGCUAGACUUGUUACGAAUUUAUGACGGAAAGUUUGUGCCCCUAGUCUACAUACAUUAUGCAUUCUUUUGUCCACCUUGGUUGUCGGACACAAACAGUUUUCUGCAUGUGAUGUUUUCAGUUGUCUCGUACUCAAAACUGGCGACUUCAAAUUGGAAUAAAUGUAUGCCUUGCAAAAAUCAGUGCUGGCUUUCGGUUGAAUGUUUCAUUUUGAGGAGAGUUUUAUAUUCAUAUAUAUGUUGUCAAUGUUCAAAAUAUAAUGAUAAUUGUUGUUGUUGUUGCCAUUGAUGAAUUCGAAUAUACAAUAAUAAUUUGUACUGUGUUAGAUGGUAUGUUUUCUUGAUACAAUACAUAUGUAAUAUUUUGAGUCAUUGAACUGUUAUGUUGUCCUCUAGUGUGUUGCACCUGGGAAGUAAAUGUAGGCAUGAAUGGCGUGUGAAACUGAGUUUUCUGAAUGAUCCGAUGAGAAUCGCCACUAAAUCCACGCAUCUUGAUUAUUUCCAUGUUGAAGAUUCCUCUGAUUGGACGAGCGUUGCCAUGGUGCUUCUACCCGUUCAGUUGAUGUUUCGUUCUAUCCGAUGCGAAAGAAUGUUUCGUCCGAUUGUUUGGUUGUAGACAGCUCCUUGUGAUUAGUUGGGCUUUGUCUAUUGGUCACACCCUGGGGGAUUUGCAUCUCUCAGUACGGAUCAGAUGUGAUAUUAAGAUUGGCAUUUUGAUGUAGCAUUCAGGGAAUCGGGCCUCAAGGACAUAAUUCGUGCAGAUGUGUAACAAUUGGUGCCAUUGGUCAUAUGGUUAAGCUUGUAAUGAGGAGUGUGAUUGGUUAUAAAGCUUGUAAUGAUGGACGUGAUUGGUUAUAAUUGUAGAGUGUACAACAAUAAGAUUGUAAAGCAUGUAACAGUGGGUGUGAUUGGUUAUAUGAAAGUGUAACAAUGAUUGUGAUUGGUUAUAUGAAAGUGUACCAAUGAUUGUGAUUGGUUAUAUGGUAGAAGCAUGUGUUAGCAAUCAUUGUGAGUGGGUUACAUGCUUGUAUAUGGUAGGCUUGUAAUAGUGAAUGUGAUUAUUCGCUAGAACUUGUUUCUGUGUUCAUGGAGAUUGGUUGAAUGCUUCUAGUGAGAAACUAUUUAUUAAAAUGUACUAUGUGAGUUGUAUAUAAUUGUUCAGCAGUUUUGUACUGUAAGAAAGAGAACAGAUAUUUUUGCAUUGACAUGUCUAGAUAGAAGAAGUCCUGUGCCAGCGUUUGUCCUGGAAUGUAUCUUUUGUGUAUCCAUGCAGCAAGACUCGGUCAAUACGAUCUUGUCAGUAAUCUCUAUUGUGCAUAACUUGCACACAGGGGGGCAUGGCUCAUUCUAAGAAUCAAAAAAGUCCUGUGGUAUCUUGAAUGUUUUUCUUUCCUUCUCUCUUCUCUCUGUCUGUCUCUCUCUCUCUCUGCUUUCCUUUAAACAUAUUCAGGACUUUGUUUUCUUCCAGCCUUGUUAUUUUAACGGCCUACAUAAUCAUCCAAUAUUAUUCUCGCCCCACAUGAUUGCUCAAUCUGUUUUCAUUUAUUUUUUAAAUUUAUUUCUCGGUCAAAUUUAUAUCUUUUAUAAUCGAAAAUAUGAAGAACUGGAUUAUACCAACUGCUAUCUAAAAAGGGCUUGGGAGAUUUUUAGUCCAAAAAAAUUAAGAUAUUUGUGUAAAACUUUGAAUGAAUUGAAUAAUUAUUGGUAUUAUUGAAAAUGAAUAUGCCAUGUUGAUGCAUGCAUGCCUUCAAGAUGGAUAGUUUGACUGCAGUACAUACACAACAGUUUUGAAAAACAUACUUGGUGUUAUAAUGGUAAGUGAAUCGAGCAGUUUUGUGUAUAGAAGGUCCCACAUUUCCUGGUUAGAGAAAAUAGACCAUUAUGUUGUAAAAUUUAUGAAAGCAUGGGAUAUAUAUCAAAAACUUGUCUCGAGAACCAUCUAGACAGGAGAAUGUCAACAACAGAUUUUGUGAUGUGGGGUAUAGAUUAAGCUUGGCGAGAAGUAGUUGCCACCUGUUACUAUGUUGUUUUUAUGUACUUUUUAACACGAUUUUAAUAUGUAAAUUGUUCUUUGGUGUGCCUGAAGCCAGUUUUUUUGUUUCGUUUUUAGUUAUCGUUCAUUUUAACCUUGCCAGUGAAUUUAAAUGUCAUUCAGGGUGCUGGACUGGCUAAGCCAACCAUCUCGCUCAAAUAUUUCUUGCAAAGAAAAAAAAAAAUGUUGUCAAAAUCUGAUAUAUUCCCUUAGAAGGUAACUAAGUGGAGUGAUAUUUAAUAUUUAUAGUCAUAUUGCUUUUGUGUUUUGUAAGAAGUUGAAGAAAAGAAUGUGUCAAAUGUCAUUUGUUUUGUAUUCCGACUAAUUUGGUAAAUUGUGUAUAGCCAUGACGAGGUGCACCGGUACACCGACAGACUGGAAACAUUACCUGCGUAACUCAUUCACCCCCUGAAAUUUUAUGAUGAACUAUUUCAACCUUGAAUUGGAAGAGUUCAAAUGUGUCUUCAGGGGUGAAUGAGUUUAAAGGAAAAUACACACUAUUCUUGUGUUCCUUUCAAAGGUGUCUGGUUGGAUAAUUAUUUUUUUCCGGACAUUAUGUUCAUACUAAUAUUUUGUUUUCGUGUAUUUUUCUAAAUUAUGGAAAAUGUUGGACAUUUCAUGCAUAAAAUGCUAUCUGCAAUUACGAUUAAAUUAUGGUACAAUUUUUAUCCCUUUUUUUGACAAAUUAUUGACAUUACAAAGUUUUACAUUUGGCACGACCAUUUUAGUUGAAGUAGUGGUAUUCAUUAUUUCAUCAUUCAGUUUGAUUAAGGUCACACACCUGUAUGGCGCUCGUGUGAUCUAAAAGAUAGAAUCCGACCCUUUAAGUUCACUGUAAGCUUCAAUCUUCAAACGCUUACAGGAAGGUUGAUGAAAGUAGGAGUUCAGUUUCAGGCAAUUUGUAGGGAAGUGAAAAUAGUUUGAAAUUAUACAAAUAAAAUCUCUUUUUUAUAAAAACA